UCAGCCUUCCUUCUACGGAAAAGCUGAGAACCUUCUCAUUUUAUUUUGUGAAAAUGAUGGCGCUUACCAUUUUUACCCUCCGUCUGGCUGUCUGCAUCCUGGCAUUUCCCAUGUACCUGCUGGACUUUCUGGGCUUGUGGAACUGGAUAUGCAAAAAAUCGCUCCCCUACUUCUUGGCAAGGUUCACUGUGAUGUACAACAAACAGAUGGCGAGCAAGAAGCAGGAGCUCUUCAGCAAUCUACAGGAGUUCGCGGGCCCCUCCGGGAAGCUCUCCCUGCUGGAGCUGGGCUGCGGCACAGGGCCCAACUUCAAGUUCUACCCGCCUGGAUGCCGGGUGACCUGUAUUGAUCCCAACCCCAACUUUGAGAAGUUCUUGAUCAAGAGCAUUGCUGAGAACCGACACCUGCAGUUUGAGCACUUCCUGGUGGCUGACGGGGAGGACCUGCACCAGGUGGCCGACAACUCCAUGGAUGUGGUGGUCUGCACACUGGUCCUGUGCUCCGUGAAGAACCAGGAGCGGAUCCUCCAGGAAGUGUGCAGAGUGCUGAGGCCGGGAGGAGCUUUUUAUUUCAUGGAGCAUGUAGCAGCUAAGCCUUCAACCUGGAAUUACUUCUGGCAACAGGUCCUGAAUCCUGUCUGGUACCUUCUGUUUGAUGGGUGCAACCUGACCAGAGAGAGCUGGAAGGCCCUGGAGUGGGCCCGCUUCUCCAAGCUGAAGCUGCAGCACUUACAGGCCCCCCUGUCCUGGGAGCUCCUGCGCCCUCACAUCUACGGAUAUGCUGUGAAAUAGAAGUUGAGACCUGAAGGGCUCGAAUGAUUUAAGGUUUGGGUUUUACACUUAAAACACUAAUUGGGUCACUUCCCUUGUGGUGCAAUGGUUGAGAGUCUGCCUGCCAAUGUGGGAAACACAGGUUCGAUCCCUGGUCUGGAGGAUCCCGCAUGCCGUGGGGCAACUAAGCCCAUGUGCCAUGGCUGUUGAGCCUGUGCUCUGGAGCCCACAAGCCACAACUACUGAGGCCACGUGAUACAACUGCUGAGGCCCACGUACCUAGAGCCCAUGCUCCACAGCAAAGAGUGGCCCCUGCUCACCACAGCUAGAGAGGGCCCGCACACAGCAAUGAAGACGCAACACAACCACACACACACACAAAAAAAAAACUAAUUGGGAUAAGGGAACCCCCUUUUUUAGGUAAAUUUGAAUUUCAUCACUAAAAGUUUAUGUUAUAACCUAUUUAGCUAUUUUCUAUUGUCUCCCAAAGAAACAAAAACAAAAUAAAA
Messenger RNA from Kogia breviceps (pygmy sperm whale), 1279 nucleotides. The record is from RefSeq and is a predicted model, not a curated record. NCBI's taxonomy places the organism in Eukaryota, Metazoa, Chordata, Mammalia, Artiodactyla, Physeteridae.